Messenger RNA from Olea europaea var. sylvestris, 822 nucleotides. RefSeq names its product auxin-responsive protein SAUR50. Lineage: Eukaryota; Viridiplantae; Streptophyta; Magnoliopsida; Lamiales; Oleaceae. The record is from RefSeq and is a predicted model, not a curated record. The coding region runs from base 84 to 398 and encodes 104 amino acids. Gene Ontology annotation, biological process: response to auxin. The transcript has a single exon.
ACGCCUUCAAUCCUCACCAACUCCUCUCCGUUUCCCUUCAAACUUAUUCAUCCAUUUCUUGCCCUAGAACUCCAAGAAAAAAAAUGGCUAUUAGAAAACCAAACAAACUGCCACAACCUGCAGUUUUGAAGCAAAUUCUCAAAAGAUGUUCAAGUUUAGGCAAGAAACAUGGGUUUGAUGAAAAUAGUCUUCCACUUGAUGUCCCAAAAGGUCAUUUUGCUGUUUAUGUUGGAGAAUACAGAAGCAGAUAUAUUGUUCCCAUUUCAUUUUUGACUCAUCCUGAGUUUCAGUGUCUUCUCCAACGUGCAGAAGAAGAGUUUGGAUUUGAUCAUGAAAUGGGACUCACUAUCCCUUGUGAAGAAGUCGCUUUUCGAUCUCUAACAUCGAUGAUCAGAUAAUACGGGCCUAUUUUUUCAUAGUCAGUCCCAAGCCCGGGUAAAGGAUGUGGGUUGAUGAUCAAUCAGUGCCAAACUUUGUCAAAUCUAACGACACGACGAUUCGUAAUACACAUCUGUUGUUGUUAGAGAGAGAUGAUCAAGAUGACGCUCAGAAUUGCUGUCUGCUUCUCUCUUUUUUAACAUCUUUCUUCACAGUAGUUUGAUCAUUUUUCCAUUCGGGUGGGUGUUUGUAUUUUUCUUGUGACUUUUCAAGUCCCAGACCAAAGAAAACCCAUGAAUAUUUCUGGGUUAAAUUUGUAAAAAGUUUUGAAUUCUUUUUCCAGAGUUGUUUUCCUUACAACCUGAGAAAGAAUUUGAUGUUUAAGGAAAGACUAAAUUAUGUCCAGUGAUUGAAUUAUUGAAUGUUGAAUAAUACUUUCGAAUU